Messenger RNA from Dicrocoelium dendriticum, 1384 nucleotides. The record is from the annotation of a GenBank genome assembly. NCBI's taxonomy places the organism in Eukaryota, Metazoa, Platyhelminthes, Trematoda, Plagiorchiida, Dicrocoeliidae.
CUCCUUAGUCGCUCCCUGCACAGCGUUUGGUGUUUUGACCUCUUUUCAGUCUAUAUUACUACUGUUCGCACUACCCAUUGAUUGCUUAUGCCACUUUCCGAUCUCUGGCUUUUUGCUGUAUUCCCAUUUCUCAGUGAUUUCACUGUUUUAGCUGCACGAUGGCAUUGUUUACUCCUACAAAUCAGAAGAGGUUGACCAACGUCUCUGUGGUCCGAUUACGAAAAGGUGGCAAUCGUUAUGAAUUAGCCUGUUACCCAAACAAGGUUCGAGCUUGGCGAGACAAACUAGAGACCGACUUAGACGAAGUGUUGCAAAUUCGCUGUGUAUUUUCCAACGUAUCCAAAGGACAGUUUGCAAACAAAAAGGAAAUGUUUCUAGUCUUUCGCACGGAAGAUGAAACCCAAAUUAUUAAAACAAUUUUAGAACAAGGCGAACUUCAGUUGACAGAGAAGGAAAGGUCUGUGGAACAACAAAGUUUAUUUCGAGAUGUUGCAAAGAUGGUAUCAGAACGGUGUGUGAACCCGGAGACAAAUCGGGCGUAUACCGCUACUAUGAUCGAAAAGAUGAUGAAAGACUGUCAUAUUUCCCUCAAGGCUAAUAAGAGCGCCAAACAGCAUGCACUUGAGGUCAUAAAACUGCUUCGUGCGGCUGGCAAUUUCAAAAUUGCUCCAGCGAUGAUGGAGGCCGUCAUCUCUAUUGACCCAAACGUCGCAGACCGUGUCAGGGAUCACGUCCUCAAGUUCUGCACCGAUGUUAUUCGUCAAGGUUGUACAGAAAAUGGCAACUACGACAUGGCUGUCGUCAUCGAACCAGAGAACUACGGUGCUAUCGAGUCGUUAUUGCAUUCUCAAAUCAGAGGAAUGUAUUCCAUUGAGAUCAUGGGAACCACGAAGUAUGAACACAAAAGUAGCGAUGUCAGUCAACCCGCUGUCAACGUACCAGAACAAUCUCUUGAUGAGAAACCGCUGCCUUUUACUGGGGAUGAAACUGCGAUAGCCUCCAUAAAUAGUGUUACCUCGAAAUCCAACACAAAAGGCGCUAAACCACUGCAGCCUAACCCGCCUACUGUUACUGCACCUGUGGUAAAGUCGAACAAAACUCAACGCCGUCACAAGCGAGGAAAGCGCAGACCGCGCGAUGAUGAUUGGCCUGACGAUGAUGCUGACGAAUCUUGAAUCCAACCUCCUCUUUCCCUUUGCUACUGUUUACCACGAGUGCUCACACAAACCACGUGUUUGCUUCUUUUCUACAGCGUUAUUUUUACACUAUCCCCUUUGACAGCUUGCGCUUCUGACAUUGCCCUACCUCUCUGUAUAUUCGCCCCAUCAUUCCUGCAACAUGUUUAUCCCACCUACAGUCUAUUCUCAUCUUCAGUGUGCGACCG